This is a messenger RNA of Cynoglossus semilaevis (tongue sole), 3020 nucleotides long. RefSeq names its product defective in cullin neddylation 1 domain containing 3 (gene dcun1d3). The coding region runs from base 621 to 1613 and encodes 330 amino acids. The transcript is spliced from 4 exons. Gene Ontology annotation, biological process: protein neddylation. Gene Ontology annotation, molecular function: ubiquitin conjugating enzyme binding; ubiquitin-like protein binding; cullin family protein binding. The record is from RefSeq and is a predicted model, not a curated record. Lineage: Eukaryota; Metazoa; Chordata; Actinopteri; Pleuronectiformes; Cynoglossidae. Gene Ontology annotation, cellular component: ubiquitin ligase complex.
AUUGUUGCCACGGCAGAGAUGAAGAUCAGCUGUUGGAGGAAGUGAUGCAGGAAAAUGCCCAGAAUGUAGCCUCCACUCAAUGACUAGAAGGGGAAGCACAAAGAAACUGACUGCUUUUGCUCCGGGAUGAUCUUUUAUUAAGUCCACUAAAGAGUAAACACAAUUCGAAAUGGAUUCUCCAGCACAUUCCGGUAGCUAGUCCUUUGCCUACCCUGCCUUUGACGCGGAAGAGGAGACGACAUCGUUGUGGAAGUUUUUUCUCUCCUCUCGCUCAGCUUCAAGCUAGUCGGCUAAUCUGAGUUAACGCUACGAGUUUGACUCAGUUCGCCAAACGCUGCUGCGCUCAACUUCACCAUCAACUUCAUUUACACUGGCACCGCUGAAAUGAUGUCAUUCCAAUUCCACACAACACAGUUCCGUGAAACGCAUUGUGGAUGUCAAGGGCACAAUGACGGAGCAUAGUGGAGAUACAUUUUGACCUAUGGCCAAUGUCAUCCGACAGACUUUUUGCCUGAGGGUAUGUUGAGACGUCUGUCCAGACCAGAGCAGAGGUGUCUAGGUGGUUCGGACGGGGACUGAAGGAGAGGUGGACAGAGAGACGGGGGACCAGGGCGGGCGACAUGGGCCAGUGUGUCACCAAGUGUAAGAAUCCAACGUCCUCACUCGGCAGUAAGAGUGGAGACAAGGAGAGCAGCUCAAAGUCCCAUCACAAGAAAGGCAGCAGCAGCAGUGCAGGCCACAAAGAAGAAAGCAGCGUCCCGUGUAGCAAAACCACCAGCGAGUUGUCGAAUGGCACCAAGGCCCUGGAGGUCACAGUAGAGACGCCCAUUAUUCCCACAGUGAUGGGGGAACCGCGCAAGGAUGAGUUCAUCGAGGGGGAGAAGUUGUCCGUUAAGCGAAUCGAGGAACUCUACUGCUGCUACAAGGACGAACAGGAGGACGCCAUCUUGGAGGAAGGCAUGGAGAAGUUCUGCAACGACCUGUGCGUGGACCCAGCAGAGUUCCGUGUGCUUGUUCUGGCCUGGAAGUUCCAAGCAGCCACCAUGUGCAAGUUUACAAGGAAAGAGUUUGUGGAGGGCUGUAAGGCCAUCCAGGCCGACAGCCUCAAAGGCAUCUGCUCACGUUUCCCCUGCAUGCUGCUGGAGGCCCAGGGUGAGGAGAACUUCAAGGACCUGUACCGCUUCACCUUCCAGUUUGGCCUGGACGCGGAAGAAGGACAGCGCUCUCUUCAGCGGGACAUCGCCAUCGCCCUGUGGCGCCUGGUUUUCACUCAGGACACGCCCGCAAUCCUGGAGCACUGGCUGGACUUCCUGUCAGAAAACCCCUCAGGUAUCCGGGGCAUUUCCAGAGACACGUGGAAUAUGUUCCUGAACUUCACCCAGGCCAUCGGGCCCGAUCUGAGCAACUACAGCGAGGACGAGGCGUGGCCCAGCCUCUUCGACACCUUCGUGGAGUGGGAGUUGGAGCGCAGAAAAAAAGAGGAAGAAAAGGCAUUGACAAUGGCGAAGGAGGCGGAGGAGGAGGAGAGGUGCACAGACACAGAGUGUUCUCCUACAACAGACAGACUUGAAAUGGAGGGAAGCCGCGGCUCACAGACAUGGGGGGGCCACUGACCAGGAAACACAAAUUAUUUGUAAGGGAGAGAAGAGAAUAAACCUAUAAGUGAACUGUACAUCUGUGAAUCAUGGGAUAAAUAUUAGUAUUACAUUUUACAGACUCACUUUGCUCUCCUCUUCUGCUGGGGUGGGAUUCCGGCUUUGAAUCAUUUAUUUGUCUGGUUUUUGAAAGGGCUCAAUGAACUGUCAUGUUUUAAGCACUUCUAUUUAACUUAUUGUUUUAUUUUCUCUUCUUUGUGUGUUUGUUUUUUAAGUAAAAUGGACACAAUGAAAUUUAACCCUAUAAUCAAGCUACCUUGAUUUUUUUUGCUUUUUAAAAAGCAGGCGACAAAAAGCCAUAACUCUUCCACACAAUUAUCAUCUUGAUUUGUCAUGCUGACCUGGACGCACUGUUCUGUACAUGAAAUAAAGAAAAAGGGAAAUUAGGUAUUAGUGAGUAUUGCUACCAAAAUAUGAAAUUGUCAAAGGUGGAGCGAUGUGGUCUGGUCAAAGGCUUUUUAACUGGUGUUGAUGUAAGAAUGACUUGGUUGAACUCUAAUGCCUUCAACAGCUGUUUGUCCUGGCAGACAGUUGAAGAUUACAAUUAAAAUAGUCAUAAGAAAGUUACAUCUGUAUCCUAAUACAUACAAAGUUAAUAUAUACAGUAUCCAUCUUUAAACCCUAAUGAAUUCCAAUAACUAUCUUUUGUUUUUGAGUGUGGAUAGUAACAGUGAGUGGCUCGGUUUCGAAGCAGCUGCCUUUGUUUCUGUUUGACCUCUAGCAUUUUUUUUCAUUUUGACGUCCUCUGAUUUUCAAACAGCUGUUAACUGUCCACCACACAGAUGCUGGCUUAGAUCAUAGAAGUUGUUUGAGGAUGUAUGUACAAAUGGGCAAAAAGCUUGGUCAGGUCAUUUCUGGACAGAAGCUGCGUGAAACCCUGCGUUACAUUCAGGACCAUUACACUAGGCACAGAAAAAAAGCUUGUAUUGUUUACUGUUGGAGUUCAAGCCUGUUCACAUCCUUGAACUCUUGUUUUGAAAAACAUAAGUGUGCACACUUGACAAGUAAUGUUGACUACUGCUGAUGAUGGUUAUCAUGGAUUGCACAAAAAAACCAAUGGCAUGCUAAGUCGCUAUACUUGCAACAUUUUGCAGAGAGAUUGAUGUCAACUGCAUCAUUUCCAUUUAGGAAAUUUCCACACUGUAGAUUGAGCUUUAGUUUAGCCUGGAGUGUUUUGGAAUGAGUGAAUGUGUACUAACUUGACAUGCUAAUUAAAAGUCUGCAAUAUGGGUCCAGUGUGGUAAAGGAGGGUUACCAUAACCCCAUCUGUUUGGUUUACAACUACAAUGGUUUUAUUUCAGAUUCCCGUAUCCUUUUUUAUAUAAAAUGUAUUGAUUUAUAAUAAUAAAACAGUGUUGAACUUUU